UCUUAAACUCGCUCUGCGGCCUCAGUUUACGUAACUUCAGUCCGCCCACGGAUAUUUAACCAGGAAGAAACUUUUCUCGCCUCCAAACUUCUUUUCAGCCAUGGCUUAUGCCGACCUGAGGGACGACCUGCAAUGCUCCAUCUGUCUGAACAUUUUUACGGACCCCGUCACCCUGAGGUGCGGACACAACUUUUGCCACGUCUGUAUUGAUCAGAUGAUGGACACGCAGGACGGGUCUGGGACUUACUGCUGUCCUGAAUGCAGGGACAAGUUUCGGGAGCGGCCGGCCGUGCAGAAGAACAUAACUCUGUGCAAGAUCGUGAGGGGAUUCCUGCAUCGUGAGUCGGGUCAAGAGGCCGACGGGAUCUUCUGCACGAGCUGCGUGGACUCUCCGGUAACUGCUGUGAAGUCCUGUCUGCACUGUGAGGUUUCUCUAUGUGAUGAUCACCUGAAAGUCCACAGCAAGUCACCAGAACACGUCCUAUCUGAACCCAGCGCGUCCCUGGAGGACCAUAAAUGCCCCAUCCAUAAGAAGAUCCUGGAGUAUUUUUGCACUGAGGAUGACACCUGCGUUUGUAUGUCCUGCAGUUUGGUGGGAGAACAUCGGGGACACCGGGUAGAGAACCUGCUUGAGGCCUCCGAGAAGAAGAAGAAGAAACUGAGAAACGCUCUGCAGAAAUUGACUCCAAGGAUGCAGGACCUGGAGUUAAAACGGAACGAGUUGUCCUGUAAGAUCAGGCACAUCGAGGAGCUGUGCACCUCAAACAACCCCGUGACCGUCUUACAUGGACUAGAUAUGUGGGACCUGUGUGAUCCCGAGGAGGAGGAGGAGGAUGAGUACAAGGGGGAACCGGACAUAAAUGUGGCCAUUAUUACCGGGACUGUUCAUGAGGAGCUUUUGCCUUUUUUAAUCUCCAAAAACGGAAUUGUUCACCCUCUGGAGCACUCCAACAUGUUACUGGAUAUAGAAACAGCUUCCAAUGAGCUCUACAUACCGAGGGACCUGAAGAGCGCAACCAGGACAUUUACUGACCAGAAUCGGCCGUACGGGUUCAAGAGGUUCAUGCAUUAUCAGGUUUUGAGUAUGGAGAGUUUUUCCUCAGGGCGACAUUACUGGGAUGUGGACGUCAGCGGAUCAUGUGUGUGGAUGGUGGGGAUGUGUUAUCCCAGUAUAGGGAGGGGUGGGACUAAUUCCAUCAUUGGAAGCAAUAACAAGUCCUGGGGCCUACAUGGUUAUAAGGGGAAUAGUAAGCAUACAGUCAGACACAACGAUAAGGUCAUCCAGUUACCCCGUCUCAUCUCCCUUGAUAGAGUCAGGAUAUAUCUGGAUUAUGAGGCCGGACUAUUGUCCUUUUAUCAGCUGUGUGACCCCACCAGGCACCUAUACACCUUUACCGCCACCUUCACCGAGCCUCUUCGUGGUAUAUUAUGUGUAGGUAAUGGUACUGUCAAAAUACUGAGUUAAAGAAGAAGCUUACAGGAGUUGUUGACUCUGUAGUAAUUUGUAUUUAAUUACUCGGUUUCUCCACAGCUCCCCCAGAGGGGAUUUGGAGUAUUACACAGUUGUUUUUGAAAUCAAUAGGCUGCCUGUAUAGAACAUGGAUGUGUUGGGUCCUCCAGAGUGACAGAUGUUGUUCUCUACUUUCUGGCUAAUAGACGAGGGUCUUUCUUGAAAGAAUUUGGGUCUUCUUAACAAAACUACUCAAUUAAUGAUACUGCUUAUGGAAGAUAUCAUAAGAUCCUUGGAAUGUAUUCAGGCAUUGUUCUUCUGCUCUCAUAGUCUUCAUAGCUAUGUAUUACACAAUGGGACUUGUAGCUUACUGUAUAUGCAUUAUACACACACACAAACAUAUAUAUAUAUAUAUUUAUUAUUAUAAUUUUUUUUUUUAAAGCACCCUACAUUUUAAAAUGCUGUUAUAACCUGGAGUCUGUGCACCGCACCCUCCUGCAUUGCUUCCCUUACCGUAUUUUUCGCCCUAUAGGGCGCACCGGCGUAGAUUUAGGUGCAAAAUCUAAAAAAUUCAAGAUUUUGAACCCUAUAGUGGUCCGCAGAUUGAAGACCACUGCUCCAGACCGCCGCUCCAGACCCGUCACCGCUGCCUUGGAUGUCGCUCCAUCGCUGUCGCCAUGUCCCCGUCUCUCCGGAACGUCUCUGCUGCCGGCCGGCCGGGUAUCCUCGCUCUCCGUCGCCGUCAUCACGUCGUUACGCACACCGACGCAUGUACGCGACGACGUGAUGACGAGGAAGGAGAGCGCCGGCUAUACAGGGGAUCCCUGAACGGAGAAGACACCGAGGAGGCAGG
Hyla sarda is the source of this 2303-nucleotide messenger RNA. RefSeq names its product tripartite motif-containing protein 75-like. NCBI's taxonomy places the organism in Eukaryota, Metazoa, Chordata, Amphibia, Anura, Hylidae. The transcript has 2 exons. Bases 101 to 1465 code for a protein of 454 amino acids. The record is from RefSeq and is a predicted model, not a curated record. Gene Ontology annotation, molecular function: zinc ion binding; protein binding.